Molecule: messenger RNA, 1803 nt
Organism: Plectropomus leopardus (leopard coralgrouper)
Lineage: Eukaryota; Metazoa; Chordata; Actinopteri; Perciformes; Serranidae
Source: RefSeq, a predicted model, not a curated record
AGCUUCCGGUGUCCUGAGCGGUGCACGCGCGCUGCUCCUCUCAUCGGAUUCAGUGUCAAACUUUAAACUUUUCUUCAUAACUGGUUGAAAAAUCAGUUUGAACAGUUUUUCUGCAGGUGGAGAAAGAAAAAAGCUGCGAAGAUGCCGCGAAUUAUGAUCAAAGGAGGCGUGUGGCGCAACACGGAGGAUGAAAUCCUCAAGGCGGCGGUGAUGAAAUAUGGGAAAAACCAGUGGUCUCGAAUUGCCUCCCUGCUGCACCGAAAGUCUGCCAAACAGUGCAAAGCCAGAUGGUACGAGUGGUUGGACCCCAGCAUCAAGAAAACAGAAUGGUCCAGAGAAGAGGAGGAGAAGCUGCUCCAUUUGGCCAAGCUGAUGCCCACUCAGUGGAGGACCAUUGCUCCCAUCAUAGGACGCACUGCUGCCCAGUGUCUGGAGCACUAUGAAUACCUGCUAGACAAGGCAGCGCAAAGAGACAAUGAGGAAGAAGUGGGAGACGACCCCAGGAAGUUAAAACCAGGAGAGAUCGACCCCAAUCCUGAAACUAAACCUGCCAGACCCGAUCCUGUGGACAUGGACGAAGACGAGCUGGAGAUGCUGUCGGAGGCCAGGGCUCGACUGGCCAACACGCAGGGCAAGAAGGCCAAGAGGAAGGCCAGAGAGAAACAGCUGGAGGAAGCCAGACGGCUGGCUGCUCUGCAGAAGCGCAGAGAGCUGAGAGCGGCAGGAAUCGAUGUUCAGAAGAAAAGGAAGAAGAAGAGAGGAGUGGACUACAACGCUGAAAUCCCCUUUGAAAAGAAACCUGCAGCGGGUUUCUAUGACACCAGCAUGGAGCAAUACAACGCUCUGGAGCCAAACUUCAAACGACUCAGACAGCAGCACUUGGAUGGAGAGCUGCGCAAUGAGCAGGAGGAGAGGGAGAGAAAGAAAGACAAACAAAAGAUCAAGAAGAAGAAAGAGAGCGACCUGCCGUCUGCCAUCCUGCAGACCAGCGGAGUGGCCGAGUUCACCAAGAAACGCUCCAAACUGGUUUUACCUUCACCGCAGAUCAGUGAUGUCGAGCUGGAGGAAGUCGUCAAACUUGGCGUCGCCAGUGAGGUCGCCCGCCAAGCUGCAGAGGAGAGUGAAAGCGGAAACUCAGCCUCCUCCGCCCUUCUGUCGGAGUACAGCGUCACCAACGCCAUGGCAACGGGGCUACGGACCCCACGCACCCCUGCUGCACAGGACAGGAUACUGCAGGAAGCUCAGAACCUGAUGGCUCUGACCAACAUCGACACCCCUCUGAAGGGAGGCCUCAACACGCCGCUGCACGAGAGCGACUUCAGUGGAGUGACGCCUCAGCGGCAGCUCGUCCAGACGCCCAACACUGUCCUCAGUACACCUUUCAGAACACCUUCACAAGGUCAGGGGCAGGAGGGCAUGACUCCUCAAGCUGGAGGAGCGAUGACCCCGCGCGGGACGGCGACCCCGGGUUUGACCCCCGGGCGAACUCCGCUGAGAGACAAACUGAAUAUUAACAGCGAGGAGCAGCUGUCUGACCCCGCGUACGCUAAACACCUGCAAAGGGAGAGCCUGCAGCAGCUGAGGCAGGGCCUGAUGUCACUUCCUGUUCCAAAGAACGACUUUGAGAUCGUUCUUCCCGAAAACGCAGAGAAGGAGCUCGAGGAAACGGAGACAGAGACGGGAUUCGUUGAGGACUCAGCAGACAUCGAGGCACGCAAACAGGCUGUGCGGGAUGCUGAAAGGGAGAAGGAGCUGAAGCUACGGCACACGUCUGUUCAGAGGAGCCUCCCCAGACCCACAGAG